GUGUGCAUGUGGCAGCCAAGGCAUAGGACGUGGUGCUGUGGCUGCACUCCCCGUUUCCUCCUGGGAUUUGGCACCUCCUGUCUUGUCUUUCUGAGCGACUGGAGGGGAAGGGAGGCAGCUCCACUCCCUGGGCUACUGGAAGGACUUCUGAGCUCCAGUUUGCAUUUUCCCUUCUCAGUGUGUUGCUACAAGAAAAGCUUCUGCCUAGCAUGGCUGAUAGGAAGGCCUUAAAUCAUGAACUUUCUAAACUUUUCAAUGAGAUGUGGGAUAUGGAUGUUAACCGCUUUACACCUGGGAAAGAUUAUGCAAUUGAACUGCAGGGAAAAGCAGAUGCUGUAUUGCAAGGUGACAGUGUUGUCCAGGACAGUGCAGCCAGACAUCUGUUUCACUACGUAAAUGAAGAACGCCUGAAGAACAUAAAAACUUUUGCAACCUUUAUUUCCCUACUGGACAACUAUGAGACAUCAACUGGAGUAGAAGAAAUAGUGACUCCAGAAGAAAUAGCUGAAAACAAUUGCUUUCUUGAUGCCAUCUUAAUGACUGGAGUAAUGAAAGUGAGUCACGAAUUCAGUUUUGUCACUGAAGACACUGAAUUACAGAUACACAUAUCUUUGUUUUCUAUCCUUCAGCUAGCUCAUGAGUAUCUGCUUAAAAAGAAACUAGCAAAGCCAAACCUUGCUGAUUUCAAGUAUCAGCUCUAUGACAUCUGGUUCCAGCUCUAUCCCAGGAAAGAAGGAGACAGACCUGACUCCUGUGGUUUUGAACAUGUUUUUGUUGGAGAAACAAGGCGUGGUAAACAGAUCUUAGGUUUGCACAACUGGGUGCAAUUUUAUCUUCAGGAAAAGCAUAAACAAAUUGACUACAAGGGAUACAUCGCUCGAAAGAACAAAACCAGGCCUGAUAGAGAUGACCAAGUUUUGAGCAUACAGUUCAGCUGGAAGGGCUCAGUCAAGCCAAUUGGAAGCACCUUUAUUGGUGUCAGCCCUGAGUUUGAAUUUGCCCUUUACACCGUCAUUUUUCUGCUGUCUGAAGAAAGAGUCACACGUAAAACAGUGAAGAUAGAAGAAUAUGAACUACAGAUUGUAGUUUGUCGCCACGGGCGCCACAUUGGAACAGCAUAUCCAGUACUCCUCAACACCAGUAAUGAAGAUUAGUAGGUACAGUGAUCAGGCAACAUUCCUUCCUUUCUUUUUUUUUCCAUGAGGGGGAGGGAGUAAAUUGAUGUGUUGUUUUGUACAAUUCAUUUGUAAUGUAAAUUAAUGAGUUGUUCCCUUUUGAUUUGCAGUGAAGUGUUGAAUCAAUAGCGUGCCAUGUUCAAGUGUCUGACCCACACUGAAAUACGCUUCUUUUCAUAUUAAAGUCUGUAUUAAACUUC
Molecule: messenger RNA, 1375 nt
Organism: Gallus gallus (chicken)
Lineage: Eukaryota; Metazoa; Chordata; Aves; Galliformes; Phasianidae
Gene: ENDOUL
Product: endonuclease, poly(U) specific
Exons: 6
Coding region: 210-1154 (314 amino acids)
Molecular function (GO): RNA endonuclease activity
Source: RefSeq, a predicted model, not a curated record